Fusarium venenatum is the source of this 2046-nucleotide messenger RNA. The record is from RefSeq and is a predicted model, not a curated record. NCBI's taxonomy places the organism in Eukaryota, Fungi, Ascomycota, Sordariomycetes, Hypocreales, Nectriaceae.
AUGAACAACUCUACCAUGGAUCAGUUGAACGAGGCCCAUAAGCAGGGUGUCGUACUUGGUCUUUCUGGCUUUAGUGUACAUCAGCGCGUCGACAUCGACGUAAUGCUGAUGGAGCAGCCUGAUACCUUCAAUCUGUUCGUUAUCGCCUUGAUGGAACUCCAGGGGAAGGACAACCUGCCUUGGCAGGAUCAGAUCCCCGACGGCUUCUCCUUCAAGGAUGGUAAACAGCCGGACUUGAAGAUGUCCUGGUUUCAAAUUGCUGGCAUUCACGGGUUGCCCAAGGGCCCCUGGGAGGGCGAGGGGAAGCAAAAUGAGUAUUGUAGACAUGGCUCUGCGAACUUCGGAACCUGGCACCGUCCGUAUCUGGCAAUGAUGGAGCAAACCCUGUUCCGCCAAAUUGCCAACGUCGCCAAACGGUUCUCUGAGUCGGACAUCCCGGAUGAACAGAAGAACAAGUACCUCGCUGCUGCUCAUCAGUUUCGUCUUCCUUACUGGGACUAUUACCGGCCUCGAGGGGACAAGGUUAUCAUUCCAGGAGUUACGAACCCCAAAGAUGGUACCACCACCUCUCCCUAUGACUGGGGCGCUCCGCAAAUCUUCACACUACCCGAGAUCAUGGUCAGGCGUCUUCCAGAUAACAAACUUAUUGCUAUGGCGAACCCUUUCUUCAAGUUCCAGUUCAACAGUGAACAGAUCCAGGUUCUAGGCGUCGAUAAUAUCCCGACUCAACUGGCGUCAAUUUCAGAGACGAUUCGCCAUGGUGGAUCUAAUGAAAACGCUACCGAGAAGAUGAACAAACUAUUGAAUACAGUUCGCGAAGACCAGGUUCGCCACUGCCUCGCUAUGAUUGAAGACAAGGUUUACCAAAAUUUCGGAACGUUUUCAACAGAUGCGACCGACGAGAAUAAGAAACAGACACCGGAAAAAAUACUCGAACGACCUGCGGGAUCAAUUGAGAGUUUUCACAAUGGCUAUCAUGGAACUAUCGGAGGCCCGCCUGGAGGUGGUCCCAGAGGACAUAUGAGUUUCAUUGCUAUGGCGGCUUUUGACCCGAUCUUCUGGAUGCAUCAUUGUCAAAUUGACAGACUCUUCGCGAUCUGGCAAGCUGCCAAUGGCGAGAAACACUGGUUCAAUGAGCUUGAGCCAAAGUACCAGGGAAUAGGCAAAGACAACCUGGUACCAUUCCGCAAAUGGCCUCUCGUGGACAAGACAGACGCCAACAAUCGGUACUGGAACUCCGACCGAGCCAGGUAUACUACAGAUCUUGGUUACACAUAUCCGGAACUCGCCAAAGGACAGACAGGGGACGCGGUCCGUAAAGACUUUGCGAGAAAAUACGAAUGGAGCCGACGAACUACUGCAGAGCUCGGUUUUGGGACACCCCCAGAUGAUAUGCUGCCUUUGCAAGUCGGAAAGGCCCAGGUCUUCCAGUACUUGGACGGUAUCCCAUCUGGAGAUCUCUUGAAACAUCCUGGUUUCCCCAUGCAAAGGAUGCAACAGCAAACUGUCAUGGCCGCCAUGACAUCAACCCCGCAGUACGCCGAUGACUGGUACAUUGAUGUUGUUGUUGAGAGGCUGAUUGGACUUCACAGAAUGCUAGCUAACGGAUCUUACACCAUUUUCUACAUCAUUGGUGACAUCGAAGGACAGUCUGGUAGGGAAUGGUCGACUCUCCCUGGCUUCGUGGGUAUGUCCCACAUCCUGGCCGCGCCACGCGAAGCGUGUGAGAACUGCGCCCGUCAAGAUGAUGAAGCCCAGCUAGUGACCAGCACAACUCCGAUCACUUCACUGCUUCUCGACUACUCCCAGAUUGGAAAGUUGAGUAGCAUGGAGGCAGAUGACGUGAAGCAAUUUCUGAUUAAGAAUCUGAAGUGGCGAGUCCAGACUGUAGCCGGCGAGAUUCUCGAUCCCAGGGUCAUGUCUAGGGACCAUAAUUUCAACCUCAGCAUCAGCCGCAAGCGAACGCCAGUGCCACGCAGCGCGGGUGAAGUACAAUAUGACACUUACCCUGAUGUCAUUGAGGCUAUCAUUAGCAAUUCUUCUUAG